Molecule: messenger RNA, 2498 nt
Organism: Hylaeus volcanicus
Lineage: Eukaryota; Metazoa; Arthropoda; Insecta; Hymenoptera; Colletidae
Product: putative zinc finger protein 735
Exons: 9
Coding region: 241-2220 (659 amino acids)
Biological process (GO): regulation of cytokine production; negative regulation of transcription by RNA polymerase II; regulation of immune system process
Cellular component (GO): nucleus
Molecular function (GO): zinc ion binding
Source: RefSeq, a predicted model, not a curated record
GUAUACUUUUCCAAACAAUCGUAAUGAGAUAAAUGUGUACUUUUAUUCCGUUAUGACAUAAUGGGAAGUGUGGUACUAAUUAUUUCUUAAGGGUCUAACAUCUUUGCUGAUAAACGUAGAGGGAUAAAUAGAAAUUUAAAGAAUCCUUCGUUGUAAAUGAGAGAUGAUGCGAUUAGAUCUAUAAUUUUUGUGACAAUGUACUGUGCCGCGAUACACAUUCUCCGAUUUUAUGUGUGAAUAAUGACGGAGCCGGAACUAUGCCGGCUCUGUGCCGAGACCAAAGAAAACUGUAUUGGAAUUUAUGAUGCUGAAGGACGAAAGUUAGCUAUAGAAGCUAAAAUAGCUAAAUGCUUGCAGAUUCAGGUAUUAAUAACUGAUGGAUUACCACUUACAGUUUGUAUAGACUGUUGUAUACUGUUGAAUCAGUGCAAUGAAUUUUUUGAGAAAACUAAUCAAGCACAAACAUCUCUAAAGCAAUUACUCAUAGAUCCUAAAUCUGAACCACAAUCAUUACAAACGAGCAUUAACUAUAUUGAAAAGACAGUUGCAUUUCCGAAAGAAGAAGAAGUUGCAGAAGGAAUUGUUGAGUGUCAUUUGACAAAUAACUACAUUCAUGAAUCUAAUAUUUCAUGUAACUACUUUGUUGAAGAAAACAAGAACAGUAAUCAUCAAAAAUAUGAAGCUAAGGAGGCCCAAGAUAUUGUGAAACAAAAAAAGUGUAAAAUUCAAAUGAAGAAAACACCAUUAAAACAGACCAGAAAGAGAUUAAAACGGAAAAGUCAGAAUCAAAAGAUGGAAGAUUCAAAUAUGUAUAUAAAUUCUGAUUUAGAGAAAGAACAUAAUAAUAUAAAUGUAAAAACUAAUGUUAAAAUUCCAGAUAACUAUAUGACAGGUACAGAUUCAGAUUUAGAAAUGAUAGAAGCACAUACAACAGAUACGUUAAAAUUUGGACAUAAAAGAGGAGAGACUUUAGAUAGAUAUCCGUGGCUUUGCACGGAUUGUAACGAUAAAUUAUCAAGUUUAGAAGGAUUAGAAGAGCAUCACGAAACUGUUCACAAUCAACAAGCAAAAUAUAUGUGUGUACUAUGUUGUAAAGUUUAUGAUAAAUAUUAUGGUUUUCUCACGCAUGUCAAACGACAUAAGAAUAAGGCAAAGUUCAGUUGCGAAGAUUGUGGGAAAUCAUUUGUACAUAAAAAAGUAUUAGAUUCUCACAAAGCAAUUCAUAGUGAAGAACGGCCUCAUGUAUGUCAAACUUGUGGAAAAGCAUUUAGACAACAAAGUGCUUUAUAUAUACAUAGUCGAUGUCAUUUACCGGAUACGAUGAAGAAUAGAUUUCCUUGUGACCAGUGUGACAAAAGAUUUUCAACAAAACCGAAUUUAGUUACACAUAAGCGCAUCCAUUCUGGUGUUAGAAAUUUUACAUGUGAUCAAUGUGGCAAAAGUUUUAUUCAGAAAGGAAAUCUAGAAGCUCAUUUUUUAACUCACUCUGCAGAUAAACCAUACAACUGUACUCAAUGUUCAAAAGCCUUCAAAACGCCAUUGCAAUUAAAGAAACAUGAAACAGUUCACACUGGAGCUAAGCCACAUCAAUGUGCUGUCUGUGGAAGAACUUUUAGAGAAAAAGGUACAUUAAGAGAGCAUCACAGAAUACACACUGGAGCAAUGCCAUUUACAUGCGAAUUUUGUGGCAAAUGUUUUCGCUUUAAAGGAAUACUGACUACACACAGAAGACAACACACGGGUGAACGUCCGUAUAGUUGUUUAGAAUGUCAGCAUCAUUUUACAAAUUGGCCAAACUACAAUAAACAUAUGAAACGUAGACAUGGAAUCAAUACAUCACAUACCAAACAUUUAUCACAAUCACAACAAUCAGAAUCGCAACAAUUACAUCAACCGCAGCAACAAUCAGAACAGUCACAAACAGUUCAAUCAAAUACAUCCGAAGAUCCUCUUCCCGUGUCUCCGACGGAAUCACCAACUGUUCAAGUAAUUCAAACUGUGUCGCAUACAUCUACAACUCAACCAAUUGUUGUACAAACUAUACCAACUACUGCAAUUCAAAAUUUUCAACCAGAUGUGUCCAGUACGAUACAAGAUACUGUGUUUCGAGAAAGAAAUGCAACAUACUUUAAUGCAAUGCCAGCAACUUUGCAAAAUUUUUUACCACCCAAUUUACCAUACAAUUUUUAUAAUAUUUCCAAUGUGACAUACAGGGAAUAGUUUCCUUCAACAUAGAUAAGAUAAAAUUGUAUUAUAUAAGUCAGUUUAAGCAAAUAUAUACAACCUUUAAUUGCUUAAGUGACAAAUAUGCAAACAUUUUAAAUGUUGACGAUUCUGUUACCGUGGCAGAAAAUUUGAUACAAACAAAAUGAAAUCAUAACUCAAGCUGUAUAAAUAAUUUACUUUCAGCGAUGAAAAUUACGAUGCAUUUAAAAAUAACAUUACAUAGCGAAAACAGUUUAUUUGUAGAUAAAUGUACAAGAUAAUUCUCAAAAUCA